AUGUUCAACUUCAACUUCUUCAAGUCUACUCCCACUGAGUCCACCGAGGCCACCUGGAACCCCAGCACUGUCACUAUGCAGCCCACCAGCCCCGCUGCCCCUUCAAGCAAUCAGAACGUCGUCUCUGAGCAGCCCUCUUCCCAAGAACAAAUGCAGCUGCGCGGUGGUGGCGGCGGCGGUAUCUGUUGCGGAGUGUGCGCCGGUAUCGCUUGCUUCGAGUGCUGUGAGAUUUGCUGCUAG
Messenger RNA from Penicillium brevicompactum, 240 nucleotides. RefSeq lists its product as uncharacterized. The coding region runs from base 1 to 240 and encodes 79 amino acids. The transcript has 3 exons. The record is from RefSeq and is a predicted model, not a curated record. Lineage: Eukaryota; Fungi; Ascomycota; Eurotiomycetes; Eurotiales; Aspergillaceae.